ACCUAAAGUACAAUUAAAAAGAAAACAAAACAAAAAUGAGGAGAAGCCUAUUAUUUACUAUUUUAUUAAUAUGUUUAAGUGGACUGAGUAUUGCUGGAAAUGAUAAACUAUGCAACAGCAAUGCUGAGAUGUGCAAUGGCGAUGAAGUUAAGAUCAACUCUAAAGAUAAAUUUGGACAACAAAUUGAGAAUGCCAUGGCCAAUUAUGAGCCCUGCAGCAGUGAUGAAUCUGAUGUCAAUUGCUCUUGCCACGAAAAAGUUCUUAACCAGGAUCUGGCUGCCUAUCAAUCCACAGGUGUCAGUCGACAGAUGAUCGAAAGUUCUGCUCGGUAUGGAACACGUUACAAGAUCUAUGAAAACCAGCUAUACCGGGAUGAGAAGUGCAUGUUUCCAGCCCGUUGUCAGGGCAUCGAACAUUUUCUUCGACAAUUGCUGCCCGUUUUGCCCAACAUGGAUCUAAUAAUCAAUACACGAGAUUAUCCGCAAAUUAACACGGCAUGGGGCAACAGUGUGGGAAACGGACCAGUUUUCUCCUUCUCCAAGACCAAAGAGUAUCGCGACAUUAUGUAUCCAGCGUGGACAUUUUGGGCUGGUGGUCCGGCUACACGAUUGCAUCCACGGGGCAUUGGUCGCUGGGAUCUGAUGCGGGAAAAGCUGGAGAAGCGUGCUGCCGCCAUACCUUGGAGUCAGAAACGAGAGCUUGGUUUUUUCCGCGGCUCUCGCACUUCAGAAGAACGGGAUUCUCUGAUUUUACUCUCCCGCCGCCAACCACAAUUGGUGGAAGCCCGAUACACAAAGAAUCAGGCAUGGAAGUCUCCCAAGGACACAUUGAACGCCACACCAGCCGACGAAGUGUCAUUUGAAGAUCACUGCAAGUACAAGUACUUGUUCAACUUUCGCGGAGUGGCCGCCAGUUUUCGUCUGAAACAUUUAUUCCUCUGCAAAUCUUUGGUGUUCCAUGUUGGCGAUGAAUGGCAGGAGUUCUUUUACGAUCAACUGAAACCUUGGAUCCACUACAUUCCCCUGAAGAGCUAUCCCAGCCAAGAGGAAUACGAAGAGAUUCUGCAGUAUUUCAGGACUCACGACCAAUUGGCCAAGAAUAUAGCAGAACAAGGCUAUAACUUUGUAUGGCAACAUUUGCGAAUGAAAGAUGUCAAAUGCUAUUGGCGGAAGCUACUCAAAGGUUAUGCCAAGCUCCUGACCUACGAGGUUCGACCAGAGAGUGAACUGAUUCAUAUAGGCGGUGCCAAGGAUGAGUUGUAGUGAUCCUCGAAUAGUCGAAUUAGACUUGCUUAGGUUUAAGUAAAAAGUUGUGAUAGGAUUCAAUUUAUCUCUCUAUCACUCCACGUCUCCAUAAAACUUAACUCAAAUUCCAUGUGCUGUAAAAUUUGCAAUCACGCAACAUUGCGAUUGCUCUACUUAAUUAUAAGUUUAUAUAUUUAUCUAUAUUUUUAUACAACGAAAAUACAUCCAAAUCCUUUGACUUUAAAGUCAGUUUAAAA
Messenger RNA from Drosophila willistoni, 1501 nucleotides. RefSeq names its product O-glucosyltransferase rumi (gene rumi). The coding region runs from base 36 to 1262 and encodes 408 amino acids. The transcript has 2 exons. NCBI's taxonomy places the organism in Eukaryota, Metazoa, Arthropoda, Insecta, Diptera, Drosophilidae. Gene Ontology annotation, molecular function: UDP-xylosyltransferase activity; UDP-glucosyltransferase activity. Gene Ontology annotation, biological process: protein O-linked glycosylation; positive regulation of Notch signaling pathway. The record is from RefSeq and is a predicted model, not a curated record. Gene Ontology annotation, cellular component: endomembrane system.